AUGGCUCUGACUGGAGCACAUGCUGCUGCAAUAGCGGUAGCGGUUAUACUUUUAUUCGUUGUACUUGGCUAUCCAUUAUAUAUCGUGUUGCGAGAAAACAGAAGACUACGCCGCCUUCGUACACAGAUGGACAUAGGAGAACCAGGCAGCGAUAUUAAUCCCAGUUUCAGGCGUUCAAUCCAAGCUAAAACAUUUCAUCAAUGGAUUGAAGAUACAAGGCGAGAAGGCCGAUUGGUGGCAGACGACGAAAUCUGGUAA
Talaromyces atroroseus is the source of this 258-nucleotide messenger RNA. RefSeq lists its product as hypothetical. The transcript is spliced from 2 exons. Bases 1 to 258 code for a protein of 85 amino acids. NCBI's taxonomy places the organism in Eukaryota, Fungi, Ascomycota, Eurotiomycetes, Eurotiales, Trichocomaceae. The record is from RefSeq and is a predicted model, not a curated record.